AUGGCGAAUAAUUGGCGGAAGAGGAAGGCACUGGAACUUCUUCCGCCGCCGCCGUGCCGCGCUUCCCUCGCGGGUAGGCAGAGCAAACCACUGAACCAAGGCGAGUCGUCCCCCCCCCAAGGUGGCGUGUCGCCUGAGCGCGCCAUCGCUCCAACUCAUGCGUCUUCGAACUUCAUGUUGGACCAACCAGAUACUGUUUGUCCGGGAUGUGGUAGCCAACCAGUUUCUUCGCGCUGCCCAUGGCCGAUCGCGCGCCAACUUCGAGUGCUCAGCAGCCAGCUGGCAGCCGCAUCCUUCUGUUACGAAGUACGACACCCAAUAAACGGUCUUAACUUCAGGGUGCAUCCAUCCCACUACUGCUAG
Molecule: messenger RNA, 363 nt
Organism: Aspergillus sclerotioniger CBS 115572
Lineage: Eukaryota; Fungi; Ascomycota; Eurotiomycetes; Eurotiales; Aspergillaceae
Exons: 2
Coding region: 1-363 (120 amino acids)
Source: RefSeq, a predicted model, not a curated record